Molecule: messenger RNA, 570 nt
Organism: Scutellospora calospora
Lineage: Eukaryota; Fungi; Glomeromycota; Glomeromycetes; Diversisporales; Gigasporaceae
Source: the annotation of a GenBank genome assembly
CAACAAACUAAGAGGCAAUUAUUAGAAAUUCAGAAUCAACAAUCAAAUGAUUAUCAUAUCCAGACCUAUCAAGAAUUAUCGGAAUUAUUAAAAAAAGAAUAUAACAUGCUUAUUCAACAUUAUAAUGUGAUGCAAGCAUUAAGACAUAUUAUAGAUGGUUGGAAAGACUCUCAGUUUGAUAAUACUAUGUACGCUACAGAAAAUACAAUAUUGUAUUCAGAGAAUGAAAUUACAAAUAAUGAGAGUCCUAUUUGUCAAGAUAAAAAUUUUAUCAAUAUUAAGCUUAAAGACCAAUGGAGUACUAAAAAAUUACAAAGCAUAGGUUUAUCAAAUAUAUUAAAUGAGAAUCAUUUACUUUUUCGAGAUCUUUAUAAAACAUACGCAAAAUAUUUUGAGUUAAGAAGUAUUCAUAUUGGCGAUAUAAUAGAACUAGAGAAAAACUCUGAAAGAAUAGAUUAUGCUAAAGUUCGAUUAAUCUUUAUGCAUCAAGCUAAUGAUGGGCAUAGUUAUACAUUUUUUUUAGUGGAUAGGUUUCAAGAUACAAACACUUUAAAUUCAAUAUUAGAAUGA